This is a messenger RNA of Emiliania huxleyi CCMP1516, 783 nucleotides long. RefSeq lists its product as hypothetical. The transcript has a single exon. Lineage: Eukaryota; Haptophyta; Isochrysidales; Noelaerhabdaceae. Bases 61 to 756 code for a protein of 231 amino acids. The record is from RefSeq and is a predicted model, not a curated record.
GGGUAAUGCUGGCGGGCCCCCAAUAGCUGUCCGUGGUUUCGCGCGAAGAGCCAUACUAGUAUGGUGAACACCGCCUCCCAUCUAGAGUCCAUCCGAGCCGCGCUCGCCACCGUCGCCGCUUCGGACGGAGCCGAGGCGCUCGCCGCGGCACGCGCAGGCUUGGCGGAGGCGCUGCACGGGUGCCUGCUUGAGGUGGCGCAGCAUGACGUCCCGGAGGAGCAGCGGCGACAGCUCGACGCUGCGCUUUGUGCAGAGACGACUGCGCUCCGCGGCGCGCUCUUCAAGGCGCUGCGCGUGUGCUCGCUGCACCGCGCUUUCCUCGGCCUGCCGCGGCUCCUCGAAGCCACCAGGCUGCUGCUCGCUGCAGCGCCCGCAAAGGGCGUGGCCACGUUCAUCGAGACCGACCUCUGCGCCGACAUCGACGCGAGCGCGAGCCUCCGAGACCUGGACUGCGCCCAGCAGGUCCUCGACGCGCUGCUGGGCGGGAGGCGCCUCAAGAAGGACCUCGGCGCCGACCUGCCCGCGUCGCACAAAAAGUCGGUGCGGACUGCACUCAACCGCGCUCGGCGGGCGCUCGGUGCGAUCGAGGCCGAGGCGCGCGUGCAGCAGGUUGCGGCGCACCGCGCCGCGCACCCGCCGGUGUACGAGAUGCCCGACACCGACUGCCGGCGGGAGGACGAGGAGCGCGAGGCGCGGAGGCGCGAGGCGCACUCGGCCGGUAUGGACGCGAUGUUUGCAGCGGCAAAGAUUGGGUGAUCAGGAAUUCUAGGUCGGUCGGAAUCC